Talaromyces rugulosus is the source of this 1488-nucleotide messenger RNA. RefSeq lists its product as uncharacterized. The record is from RefSeq and is a predicted model, not a curated record. Lineage: Eukaryota; Fungi; Ascomycota; Eurotiomycetes; Eurotiales; Trichocomaceae. The transcript is spliced from 2 exons. The annotation marks the transcript as partial. Gene Ontology annotation, cellular component: nucleus. Gene Ontology annotation, molecular function: DNA-binding transcription factor activity; transcription cis-regulatory region binding. Gene Ontology annotation, biological process: positive regulation of transcription by RNA polymerase II.
CCGGGAUGGAAGGACGGUGGUGAACGUGAAAAGUUACAGAUAAAACACAUAAAAAAGGAGAUACAGAAAAACCUCACUAGGCGAAGAGGCCAAAGUCGCUCGUCGCCCCACAACAGACAUGAGGAUUCGCAAGACAAUAGCGACAUUAAUCACAGACGUGGUUCGGUUGCUGGAAUGCUAAACCCGGUUUUCUUCGCCUCUGCACAAAUAGACGAAAACAACUCCAUUGACGCGGGCAAAGGGAUGCCGGAGAGAAUAUCCAGCUAUCGUAAAGCCGAGUUACUCAUGCACUACAUGGAUUAUGUGUUCCCUCUGCAGUUUCGUUUCCACACCCCUGACGUGAACGGCCGGGGAUGGUUGUUAUGGCUACUCGUUAAAACCGGACCAUUGUAUCAUGCAGCCCUCAGUUUGAGUGCCCUUCACCAAUCUAUAUACUUUCCUAAUGUGUUUGGUAAUGCAUACGCGGAAUUGGCUGGAUAUCACACCAAAGCCCUGCGCGAUUUACAAGAAUUUCUGCAGCACCUUCGAAUAAACGAUCAUAGAGACGAGAAGAGCCGAUUGAUGGAAGUCAUGUCAUGUGGUGUCUCAUUAAUUAGCUUUGAGCUCUUCCAAGGUGGUGUUAGUGACUGGCAGUUACAUCUCGAUGCUUUGAUUUCAAUUAUUACAAGUAGAAGCUCUUCUGCUGUUAUCCAACUAUUGACUGAAACACGACAAAAGCCAGACAGUCGAAAUACACCAUUGGAUUGGCAACAUACUGCACUAUCAUUUCUCAUCGCUACGAUUAUGUGGUUUGAUCUACUUGCAUGUGCUUCAACGGGAAAAGCACCGCGGAUGCCAUAUGAGUUUCUGUUGGACGAGAAUAUUGUCGACAUGUCUAAUUAUAUGGGUGUACAGAACUGGGUAAUGAGAGCUAUUGGAGACAUCGCCGCUCUUGACGUGUGGAAGAACAAUGUUCAAGAUGAUGAUUCUUCUAGCCAUUCCGACUUGGUGUCGCGCGGUCGAGUAAUCGAGCAGCAACUCGAGCGAGGACUACAGGAUCUCGACUCUUCCCCUUUGGAAAGCUAUUCAACCACCAUGCCCGGUCCAUUCAAGAGACUGAACAAAGUAAAAAAUGUGACUCGCUCGUUCGCGACCGCUGCACUUGUUUAUCUACGAGUUGUAUUACUUGGACUUGGUCACGAUUCGGAUACAAUACAAGACGCAGUUUCGAGAAAUGUAACGUCUAUGAAGAGAAUCACCUACCAGCAGGACAUGCGUGGUAUGGUCUGGCCUAUUUGCAUUUCAGGCUCCAUGGCCGAAACAACGCACCAGCCAUUUUAUGAAGCUAUCGUUAAAGAAGCACUCGGUGAUUCACCGCGCGACUUUGGGAAUUGUGCUACUAUUUUAAAAAUUUUAACUCGAUCCUGGGAAAUACGUCGACUGGACCAGAGCCGGUCUGUUGGCUGGAGGGAUGUUAUGACGGAAAUAGGCAUUUGCUUGCUCGUUUAA